This is a messenger RNA of Colletotrichum truncatum, 360 nucleotides long. RefSeq lists its product as uncharacterized. Lineage: Eukaryota; Fungi; Ascomycota; Sordariomycetes; Glomerellales; Glomerellaceae. The record is from RefSeq and is a predicted model, not a curated record.
AUGCAGUUAACCACUUUGGCAACCCUGAGCCUUUUUCUCGGCCUCCCCCUGACGGCUGUUGCCCAGAGCGCAUGUACGGGCGCCACAAUCGCAGACAACAAGAACUUGGACGAGAGCGUCGCUUUUAAUUUCAACAAGCAACGCAACAUAUACGAAACGGUCUUAGAGAUGGGCGCUGCGGCAGCUAGAGUCCCAGGCCUGAACAUUAACAACUACAGCGACGACAAGAAGAAAUUUUGUUUGGCCAGCGAGCCCAGCACCCCGCAAAUAGUCAGCUGCUUUGAACUCGGCCCGCAUUCAACGUGCGCUGUGAGCGAUUAUUAUGGCAAGCCUUUUAGACUUGAUACCUAUCUUAUUUAA